AUGGCGCCCGUUGGUGCCGCGCUUUGGCGCUCUCUCCGCGCCCACCAAGUAUAUGGAGCCAACACAGACGUGGGAAAGACCAUUGUGUCAACAAUUCUCUGCAAUGCUGUCAAUCGCUUGAAGACGAAGGAAAAGUCGGCGUUUUUGAAGCCGGUGUCGACGGGGCCAUUGGAUGAAGCGGACGACAGGCAUCUGCAGCGCCAUGCUCCCAGCACCUUGACAAAAUGCCUUUACCAAUUCGAUGAGCCUGUCAGUCCGCAUAUCGCAGCGAAGACAUUUACAAUUCCUCGCGAUGAUGAGAUUCUGUCCUCUGUUCACAAAACCCUUUCCGGCUGGGCCGACGACGGGGUUGGCUUCGCUCUGGUAGAAACAGCUGGUGGUGUUCAUUCGCCAGGGCCCAAUGGAAACUCCCAGGCCGACCUCUAUCGACCUCUUCGAUUGCCUAUUAUCCUGGUCGCCGACUCUCGUCUGGGCGGAAUCUCAUCAUCCAUAUCCGCCUACGAGUCUCUUUUGCUGCGCGGCUACGAUGUCCACUCCGUUCUUCUGUUCAGAGAUGACUAUUAUCAGAACCACGAAUACCUGGGCAAUUACUUCCGCGGCAAGAGCAUACCGCUUGUUCCCCUGCCUGCACCGCCCAAGCGCCCGCAGGAACAAGACCCAGACUCGCGAGCUCGAGAUCUAGAAGCAUUGGACAAAUACUAUAGCUCAGUUGCGCAAGCCACGGAUGUGGUCUCUCUACUGGAUGAACUUACUUUGAAGAACAAACAGCGGAUUGACUCCCUCGAAGAGAUGGCAAGCCGAGCACAGAAGACCAUUUGGUACCCAUUCACGCAGCAUCACGGCAUGGCGCCAAAGGACAUCACUCCAAUCGACUCCGCAUAUGAUGAUUUCUUCCAAACCUACAAGACCCAGAAGGGAUCGCUAGAACAAGGAAACCUUCAAGCGACCUUCGACGGAUCAGCAUCAUGGUGGACACAGGGCCUCGGCCACGGAAACCCCGGUCUUGCUCUAUCGGCCGCUUAUGCCGCAGGGCGCUACGGACACGUCAUGUUCCCUGGAAACAUCCAUGAACCGGCUCUGAAGCUGGCAGAACAGCUCUUGGAGACUGUUGGUAACCCUCGCCUACAGAAGGUCUUUUACACCGACAACGGCAGCACGGGUAUGGAGGUUGCUCUCAAGAUGGCACUCCGCGCAGCCUGCGACCGAUAUGGCUGGGAUGCGAGUCAAGAACAGAUUAACAUUCUAGGUCUCAAGGGAAGCUACCAUGGUGAUACGAUCGGGGUUAUGGAUUGCUCGGAGCCGUCGACCUACAACCAACGGGUCGAAUGGUACAGAGGACGUGGCCACUGGUUCGAUUUCCCUCUGGUCAAGAUGUCCCAAGGAGUUUGGCAUGUCGAAGUUCCGGCAGAACUGCAAGAGUCACUUGGUGGAAACCAGAAAUUCUCGUCCCUGGACGCGGUGUUUGAUUUGGAAAGCAGGGUCCACUCGGACGUCGGAAAGCGCUACAGCAAGUAUAUCAAAGACACCAUUGAACGCCUGGUUGUUCAAGAAGGGAGAAAAUUCGGCGCCUUGAUCAUGGAGCCUAUCAUUCUAGGAGCCGGUGGGAUGAUUUUCUGCGACCCCCUGUUCCAGCGAUGCCUCGCAGAUGUCGUCCGCGGCAACCCACAGCUGUUCGAUCAAGCUGGCUCUACAAAGCCGUACGCACAAACUGAUCUCUCAUGGUCUGGUCUUCCCGUCGUCUUCGACGAGGUUUUCACAGGCCUCUACCGUCUUGGCCGAAAAUCCUCUGCGUCAUUCCUUGGUGUCAACCCCGACAUCGCCGUUAACGCAAAGCUUCUCACCGGAGGCCUCGUGCCACUCUGCACUACCCUAGCAAGCAACGAGAUCUUCGACGCCUUUACGAGUCCGGAGAAGAGAGAUGCACUUCUACACGGACACAGCUACACCGCGCACGCUGUUGGUUGCCAGGUAGCCGUCGACUCCCUCCGGACAAUGAACCGCAUGGACGAAAACGGGUCCUGGAACGAAUUCAAGAACGACUGGAAGCAGUCUCGGGCUAUUGGCAAUUCCCGACCGGGCGCUAUCUGGAGCGUCUGGUCACACGGGCUCGUUCACGACCUCUCGCACGCCGAAUCAGUCGAUGGCGUCUUCGCCAUCGGUAGCGUUCUUAGCAUCUCCCUGAAAGACGCGGAGGGUGCAGGCUACACGUCCACGGCGGCUAAGGGCCUCCAGGCAAGAUUAGCCGCUGGUGGGCCGGAGUUUAACGUCCACUCCCGGGUCCUUGGAAACGUGCUAUAUUUAAUGUCGAGCAUAACCUCGAAGCAGGAAACCCUGCGAACAAUCGAGGGUAUCCUGCGCGAGGCAUUGCUUAAUUAG
Molecule: messenger RNA, 2376 nt
Organism: Aspergillus mulundensis
Lineage: Eukaryota; Fungi; Ascomycota; Eurotiomycetes; Eurotiales; Aspergillaceae
Gene: bioDA
Product: adenosylmethionine-8-amino-7-oxononanoate aminotransferase
Exons: 5
Coding region: 1-2376 (791 amino acids)
Biological process (GO): biotin biosynthetic process
Cellular component (GO): mitochondrion
Molecular function (GO): S-adenosyl-L-methionine:8-amino-7-oxononanoate transaminase activity; magnesium ion binding; dethiobiotin synthase activity
Source: RefSeq, a predicted model, not a curated record